AUGAUAUAAAUUCCUUAUGCUAAUCAACAGGUUUCAUAGAUUAAAAUUGCUGAAAGUUAAAUUACAAAUAUUGACAAGAAUAUUAUAAGAGUAUUGCAAUUAUUUUCUAUCACUGGGCAAUUAGACAUGGAUAUUGAAAAUAUAAGUAAUUGAAAUCAUAAUUUUAGGACUUGAAUUAUCAGAAAACUCUCAUUUUUAUCCAGAAGCCUUAUUUACUUAUCUCAAAAGUUACACUCCAAUUGCAAAUCAAAAUCAAAAUCAAUAACAAUAAAAAUUUUUCGAUUUCUCAGUAAAUUAUUAUAUCUAUUUAGGAUCUAUAAUCUUCAUCCCCUUUGGUAAUCAAUAUAAUUAAUAGUUCAAAAGAUGGAAUUAUCAAAUUUGAAAACUUAAUUUCCUUUUUGAAUGAUUUCUUAUAAUCUUCAAUCAAUAUUAAUCAAAUUUAGAGCAUAGAAAGAAUAUAUCAUGUUAAUUAAUUUGCAUUUUAACAAGAUUAAGCACUUGAUUCCAUUAAUAAUGAAUAUCCUUUACCAUAAGAUGUCACUUCAAUUUCUAAUAAAAAAUAACCUAAAGUUUAAGGUACUACAAAGAUUCCAUUCGCUAAAUUAGAAAGCUUAGAAAAGGUAAAUUCUGGAGAAGGAUUUAAUUACUCAACUUUCAAAAAAUUAAUACUAUCAUAGUCAAUUCCUCUUGCUAAAUAAAAAGCUUAAAAGAGAAAAUUAAUUUAUGAAACCAAUUAAUAGUAAAAUGUUCAUAUUAAUGUUUUAAAAUAAUUCGCUAAAUUGUUAUAAUAAGAAUUAGAUUUAUAAAAUAAAUCUGAAUAAAUUAGAUUGCAAUUAAAUACUGAUAAGGCAUUUAAUCAUGUUGCUAUGUUUAAUAUUUUGGAUGUUCAUGGUAAUGGGGAAAUCCAAUAUAACUUUAUAGAAUAAUUAAUGAAUAAAGCUCAAAUUCCAUUUAAACCAUAAAUUUUUAAAGCUUUAGUUAGAAGGGUUAAUUUAUAGAGUAAUAGUAAUUCUCUAUCUGAGUGUGUGAUAUUUGAAGGUUUUCGUUUAUUGACAACAGUUUAAAAUCCAUACUUCAAAAUUCCAAAACCAGAAAUUGAAGCUUUACCUUCGAAUAUUGAAUAUUCAAGAAUUUUAGGUGCAGAAGUUAGUGGUCAAAGCUCUUAACAAUUAUCAAUUUCAAGAAUUCCUGAUAAACUCAAAAAUUCAACUCAAAAUUAUAGAUCCAAGCCAGUAAUCCCUUUGUAUUAUAGUACAAACCCAUAUGUUAAUGAAACAUUAAAAAAAUAAAGCAAAAUUGAAGAAAGCAAAAAAUAAAAUUAUGAUAGUAUAUAAAAUGAUUAUGUAAUUACUAAUUUAUAAAGUAGAUUGUCUAUGGAACAAAGAGAGAAUGGGAAGAAUUGUAACAUUCAAUGAAUUCAGGUGUGUUGAUUGACACUUAAUCAUUAAAAUCUUAAAUUUAAAGAAUUUAAAACUCAUAAAUUAAUUACUCAUAAACUUAAUUAAAUAGUAAAGCUCAUGCUUAAACAGAUAAAAAUGAGAUUUAAUUAAUACAAUAAUAAGCUUUAGAAGAAGAUCUUGAUAGAAGACGAAAUGAAGAAUUGUCUAAAUAAUUAUAAUAAGCCAUAAAUGCCAAUACAAAAGGAUAUUAUUCAAAUCUAAUCAAAAUUGAAAAAGAAAAAAAAGAAACUGAAGAUAUCAAUUAAUAUGUCAUUUAAGCACCUUGGUAUCAAAAUGAUAUGAAAAUCAAUAAAAAUGUCAAUCUUAUAAAAUAACAAUAAGAAUAAAUUCAUAAAUUUUCAGGUUUCAAAUAACCAAACACUGUAAUAAAUCAAACUUAAUAAAAUGAUUCAUCAAGAUUACCCCCUAAAGCUCCAAAAAAGGAAGUCAUUCAAUCUAAUGUUUAACCCUUAUAAUAAUAACAAAAUAAUAAUUAAUAAUAAUCUGCUCAAUCUUAAAUUAUACCAGACCAAGAUGUUUCUCCAAUUAAAUCAAGAAUUUUUUCAUAAUAAAAAUAAAAUCCACUUAUAUAUUAAGACAAUUUUCAAUAAAAAAUUAUGGAUUAUAAAUGUGAUAUCCCAAUUAGACAAUUUGAUUAUUAAAACUGA
Messenger RNA from Paramecium sonneborni, 2107 nucleotides. Lineage: Eukaryota; Ciliophora; Oligohymenophorea; Peniculida; Parameciidae. The record is from the annotation of a GenBank genome assembly.